Molecule: messenger RNA, 1197 nt
Organism: Thelazia callipaeda (thelaziosis nematode)
Lineage: Eukaryota; Metazoa; Nematoda; Chromadorea; Rhabditida; Thelaziidae
Source: the annotation of a GenBank genome assembly
AUGACUGUAAUGUCACUUCUAUCGUCCGUGCCUGACUUUGACGGUAAAAUCUGUCAUAUUGUUGAGGCUGGAAACGGGACACUGAUUUUCGUACGACCAUUGACCUGGAGCCAAAAAUAUGACGAAAUUAGCUCAAAAAUCCAGGAAUUAACGUCGACGUUGAAAAAAGUAGACUAUCUAUCUGGAGUAAAUCUAGGUGAAGUUUAUCUCGUGAAAUUAAACAGUUCAAUAGAACGGUCGUAUUUUAUUCGAAGACCGAAACCGAACACUUAUUCAGAAUUGAAAUCUGACAAUCACAGUAUUGAGGAAAAAUUACAGAUUUAUCUUAUUGACAAAGGAAUGCAAUGCGACAUACAUUGUGGUGAAAUUUACGAAUGUCCAUCACAAAUAAUGAAAUUUGAGCUAUUCAGUUGUGUUUGUCCUGUACUGGUACCAUCUAUUCAGCCCAUGGAUAUAUACAACAGUCUUGUCGAGCAUAAUUGCAAAUGUAUCGUUGAAACUGUAUCGAAAUCUGCUGUGGUGGUAGGUUUUGUUCGUGGUCAACUGCAAGUGGAAGUCAAUGAACGUUAUGAAAAUUUAAGCGAUAUUGUGGCACGUAUGACAAAUGAUUGUUCUGAAAACAGUGGUAAUAUAGCAGGUAUUAAAGUCGAUAUAUCCAGUUCAUCCAGUGAUACGACCACUUACACUUCGGUAAAACUUUCGGAACCUUGUACUGAUCCUGCAGCCGUGGACGUUGGCAGGAGACAUGAAAUGCCUAAGAUUAGAAAUCUGUUCAUUCAAACAGCAUUCAAGCAUUAUGAACCAGAAAUGCUACCUAUAACUGUAAAUGUGCGAUUUGAUAAAAAAGACCGUUUUUGGGACACUUUUUGGGUUGUCAACACGAAAAUUUUUUCAGUAGUGCAAACGUUGCUGAAAGAAAGUGAGAAUAAGAUAUCAUAUUUUCCCAUUUUGUCUCACCAAAGCAGCAAUAUUUGGAUGCGUCAAACGCCUUGCCUAGUGCGUAUCAAAGGAGACUACACUCUUAGAGGACUUCAUCGUGCUGUACCAGCUAAAUACGAUACUUAUACCAAGAAAUUUUCGAUUUUUUUGGUGGAUUAUGGCUGGUUUAGAUGGGUCUCUGAAAGUGACAUCAUCGACAUUUCGACAUUAGAUAAGGCUAGUAUUCUUUUUUCAGGAGCUUUCAUUUUUAGUUAUUAG